AUUUUACCUACAGUGACGCCAAAUAGAGACUCUACGGUGGCCCGUAGGCAUCAAAAAUAAUCGAGUCUUAAAGCCUGCGUGACUUUUCCCCUUUUAGUCUGGGUUUUGCCCCUUUCUUUUCUUUUUCGACCACUGCGAGGUGGGCAAUUCGAUGACUAAAAACUCACCGAUAAGUGGCUCGCCACUCCAGACAUGCCGCGGGCUCCCGGGAGCCAAGAGGCGGAGCCAGGUAAAACGGACCAAUUAGGCCGGAGCCUCAGCCGAGGAGCCCGGAUGGAGGAGGCUGGGUGGAGGCGUGAGAGCCGGCUAACGUGAGUCGCUCUCCGGCUUCUGUUGUGUGGCAGCUGGGACCUGGAUCUGGAAGAACACUCUCCUGCAGCUGAAACAUGGGCGGCAAAAACAAGAAACACAAGGCUCCGGGAGCUGCGGCGGUGCGGGCUGCGGUGUCGGCUUCCAGAGCCAGAAGUGCCGAGGCCGGAGCUGUUGGGGAACAGAGCAAGAAGCCCGUAGCCAGGCCGGCGCCCGCCGUACCCACCGGCACCCGGGAGCCCCGAGUCAAGCAAGGUCCAAAAAUUUAUAGUUUCAAUUCUGCAAAUGAUUCCGGUGGUUCUGCAAAUCUGGACAAAUCUAUUUUGAAAGUGGUAAUUAAUAAUAAACUAGAGCAAAGAAUUAUUGGAGUGAUAAAUGAGCAUAAAAAGCAAAAUAAUGACAAGGGAGUGAUUUCUGGAAGACUUUCUGCCAAAAAAUUACAGGACUUAUACAUGGCUUUACAGGCAUUUUCCUUUAAAACUAAGGAUAUUGAAGAUGCUAUGACCAAUACACUCUUGCAUGGAGGUGACCUUCAUUCUGCCUUGGAUUGGCUCUGCUUAAAUCUUUCAGAUGAUGCACUUCCUGAAGGAUUCAGUCAAGAAUUUGAAGAGCAACAGCCUAAAAGUAGGCCAAAAUUCCAGUCUCCACAGAUACAGGCUACUCUUUCACCUCCUUUGCAAAUGAAAACCAAAAAGCAGGAAGAAGACACAAAGAUUAAGCCAAAAAAGGAAGAAAAAAAUAUGGAGGUAAACAUGAAAGAGUGGAUUUUGAAAUAUGCUGAACAACAAAAUGAAGAGGAAAAGAGUGAGAGUUCUAAAAGCUUAGACGACGAAGAGAAGUUUGAUCCUAAUCAAAGGUACUUGAACCUUUCAGCCAAACUUCUGGACGCAAAGGAGCAGGCAGCUGCCUUUAAGAUAGAAAAAAACAAACAAGGCCAAAAAGAGGCUCAAGAGAAAAUAAGAAAGUUUCAAAGAGAAAUGGAAACUUUAGAAGACCAUCCAGUAUUCAACCCAGCCAUAAAGAUUUCACAUCAACAAAAUGAAAGGAAAAGGCCUCCUCCAACCACAGAAGGGGAAGGUGCUUUAAACUUGAAUUUAUUUGAAAAACCUGCAGCCAUCACUGAAGAAGAGAAAGGUAAAAAGAAAGAACCUCAUGAUGUAAGAAAUUUUGACUACACUGCUCGAAGCUGGACUGGAAAAUCUCCCAAACAGUUUCUGAUCGAUUGGGUCAGGAAGAAUCUUCCCAAGAGUCCAAAUCCUUCCUUUGAGAAAGUUCCAGUAGGUAGAUACUGGAAAUGUAGGGUAAGGGUUGUCAAGUCUGAAGAUGAUGUUCUGGUCGUAUGCCCUACAAUCUUAACAGAGGAUGGCAUGCAAGCUCAGCACCUGGGAGCUACAUUAGCCCUUUACCGUCUAGUGAAAGGGCAGUCUGUUCAUCAGUUACUUCCUCCUACUUACCGAGAUGUUUGGCUGGAAUGGAGUGAUGAAGAAAAGAAAAAGGAAGAAUUAAAUAAAAUGGAAACCAAUAAACCACGUGAUCUUUUUAUUGCCAAACUUUUGAGUAAGUUGAAGCAGCAGCAGCAACAGCAACAACAACAACAGCGUUCUGAACAUAAAAAAGAGACCUCUGAAGACCCUGAGGAAUCUUGGGAAAACUUAGUUUCUGAUGAGGAUCUUUCUGCACUGUCCUUGGAGUCAACAAAUGCAGAAGACUUGGAGCCUAUUAAGAACCUCUUCAGAAAGCUGCAGAGCACACCCAAGUACCAGAGACUGCUGAAGGAAAGACAGCAGCUGCCUGUGUUCAAACACCGGGAUUUAAUUGUGGAAACCCUAAAAAGGCACCGGGUUGUGGUCGUGGCAGGUGAAACAGGAAGUGGCAAAAGCACUCAGGUCCCACAUUUCCUGUUGGAAGAUUUGCUUCUAAAUGAGUGUGGAGCAAGGAAAUGUAACAUAGUCUGUACCCAGCCCCGAAGAAUCUCAGCUGUGAGUUUGGCCACCAGGGUGUGUGAUGAAUUGGGCUGUGAGAAUGGACCUGGAGGACGGAACUCUUUGUGUGGCUAUCAGAUCCGGAUGGAAUCUCGAGCUAGCGAAUCUACCAGGCUGCUGUACUGUACAACAGGAGUUUUGCUAAGGAAACUUCAGGAAGAUAGUCUUCUGACUGAUGUGUCUCAUGUCAUUGUAGAUGAGGUCCAUGAAAGAAGUGUUCAGUCAGAUUUCCUGCUUGUUAUCCUGAAGGAAAUUUUACAGAAACGUUCUGACCUACACUUGAUUCUGAUGAGCGCCACUGUGGACAGUGACAAGUUCUCCACAUACUUCACACACUGUCCUAUUCUCAGAAUUUCAGGAAGAAGUUACCCCGUUGAGGUUUUUCAUCUUGAAGAUAUAAUAGAAGAAACGGGCUUUGUACUGGAGAAAGACUCAGAAUAUUGUCAGAAAUUUCUGGAGGAGGAAGAAGAAAUUACCAUUAAUGUUACAAGUAAAGCUGGGGGAAUAAAGAAGUAUCAGGAAUACAUCCCAGUUCAGACUGGAGCAAGUACUGAAUUAAAUCCAUUUUACCUAAAGUACAGUAGCCGAACUCAGCAUGCUCUUCUCUACAUGAACCCUCAUAAAAUCAACCUGGAUCUGAUUUUGGAACUUCUUGUAUAUUUAGACAAAAGUCCCCAAUUCAGAAAUAUUGAAGGAGCAGCAUUGAUCUUUUUACCCGGCCUUGCUCAUAUUCAGCAGUUGUAUGAUCUCCUAUCAAAUGACAGAAGAUUUUAUUCUGAGCGAUAUGAAGUUAUAGCUCUGCAUUCUGUUCUUUCAACUCAAGAUCAAGCAGCAGCAUUCAGACUUCCCCCUCCAGGAGUCAGGAAGAUUGUUUUAGCAACAAAUAUUGCAGAGACGGGAAUCACUAUUCCUGAUGUUGUGUUUGUCAUUGAUACUGGAAGAACAAAAGAAAAUAAGUACCAUGAAAGCAGUCAGAUGAGUUCCUUGGUGGAGACCUUUGUCAGUAAAGCUAGUGCCCUGCAACGACAGGGGAGAGCUGGGCGGAUCCGAGACGGCUUCUGUUUUCGGCUGUACACGAGAGAAAGAUUUGAAGGUUUUCUGGACUAUUCUGUACCUGAAAUCUUACGUGUGCCUCUGGAGGAACUAUGUCUUCACAUUAUGAAAUGUGAUCUUGGCUCUCCUGAAGACUUUCUUUCCAAAGCCUUAGAUCCUCCUCAGCUUCAAGUAAUCAGCAAUGCAAUGAACUUACUCAGGAAAAUUGGAGCCUGUGAACUAAAUGAGCCCAAACUGACUCCACUGGGCCAGCACCUUGCUGCUUUGCCUGUCAAUGUCAAAAUUGGCAAGAUGCUCAUUUUUGGAGCCAUAUUUGGCUGUCUCGACCCAGUGGCAACACUAGCGGCAGUUAUGACGGAGAAGUCUCCUUUUAUCACACCAAUUGGUCGGAAAGAUGAAGCAGACCUUGCAAAGUCAUCUUUGGCUGUGGCGGAUUCAGACCACCUCACAAUCUACAAUGCAUAUCUAGGGUGGAAGAAAGCAAAGCAAGAAGGAGGCUACCGUUCUGAAAUCACAUAUUGCCAGAGAAACUUUCUCAAUAGAACAUCGCUGUUGACACUAGAGGAUGUGAAGCAGGAACUAAUGAAGUUGGUUAAGGCAGCAGGAUUUUCAUCUUCUACAACAUCUACUAGCUGGGAAGGAAAGAAAGCCUCACAGACGCUCUCUUUUCAAGAUAUUGCCCUUCUUAAAGCUGUACUGGCCGCUGGCCUGUAUGACAGUGUGGGGAAGAUAAUGUACACAAAGUCGGUGGAUGUUACAGAAAAACUGGCUUGCAUGGUGGAGACAGCCCAAGGCAAAGCACAAGUCCACCCGUCCUCAGUAAACAGAGACUUACAAACUUACGGGUGGCUCUUAUACCAGGAGAAGGUGAGAUAUGCCAGAGUCUAUCUGAGGGAAACUACCCUCAUAACCCCUUUUCCAGUCUUGCUUUUUGGAGGCGACAUAGAAGUUCAACACCGAGAACGGCUUCUGUCUGUGGAUGGCUGGAUCUAUUUUCAGGCCCCAGUAAAAAUAGCUGUUAUUUUUAAGCAGCUAAGAGUUCUCAUUGAUUCUGUUUUAAGAAAAAAACUUGAAAAUCCAAAGAUGUCCCUUGAAAAUGACAAGAUUCUACAAAUCAUUACGGAAUUGAUAAAGACAGAGAAUAAUUGAUGCUGAAAUCCAUGGUAAACUGCUUUUAAAGUUAAGAUGAAGACACAGUCCUGAAAUUAUGUGAGGAUCAACCAUCCCAUUAAGUAUUUCAUUACCUAAAACGUUGGUACUAGCCAUUAACCUGAAGAUGGUGGGGGGGAGGGGAAGCACAUACUUUCAACAUGGACUUUUCUAGUUCCUUUAUAAUGAUGAUGAUGCUUGGUGUAUUUGCCAUGACAUUUACAAUAAAUUCUUUGGUAUCAUUCA
Molecule: messenger RNA, 4739 nt
Organism: Cricetulus griseus (Chinese hamster)
Lineage: Eukaryota; Metazoa; Chordata; Mammalia; Rodentia; Cricetidae
Source: RefSeq, a predicted model, not a curated record